AUGCAGGCUUCCCUUUUGGCGGUUGGUACAGACGACCGAGAGGCCCCCGAUAACAAGCGCGAUCAUGUUCAAGCCUACGAUCGCGCUUACGAGACCAGUGAUUUCCCUCACAAUAGCACAAAUAGGACCGAAAUGCCCUCAAGUCUAAAGGAGAUCCUCGAAACCAUCUAUACUCUCACCCCCUCUACUUUUAGCAACAAUUUUACUUCACCCUCCCAGAUUGCCAACGCACACAGCCGUGUGAUCUCUCUUCAUUAUCCAGAAGCUCUUGAACUUAUUCACGGUACCCUGCGGUCUAAUAGCGUCGAAUCCUCGAGGCUCAAAGUCGAAUACUACCCCGAUGAAGGCUAUGUUCGAUUUAAGAUGCCCGAGUCUGUAGUGCAUACCACACUCCACCGCAAGUUCAACUAG
Messenger RNA from Colletotrichum truncatum, 411 nucleotides. RefSeq lists its product as uncharacterized. The record is from RefSeq and is a predicted model, not a curated record. Lineage: Eukaryota; Fungi; Ascomycota; Sordariomycetes; Glomerellales; Glomerellaceae.